Melospiza melodia melodia is the source of this 4235-nucleotide messenger RNA. RefSeq names its product protein ecdysoneless homolog. The record is from RefSeq and is a predicted model, not a curated record. NCBI's taxonomy places the organism in Eukaryota, Metazoa, Chordata, Aves, Passeriformes, Passerellidae. The transcript has 7 exons. Gene Ontology annotation, cellular component: nucleus. The coding region runs from base 45 to 656 and encodes 203 amino acids.
CGGGAGAUGAGCAGGGAGUUGCCGGGGCUGGCAGCCAGGGAGAAAUGGAAGGAUCAGCCAAGUACCUGGAGCUGUUGCACAUGGCAGAAGAUCACUUCCAGCAAUCUGUUGCAGUGCCAGAAAGCUGUGAUGAAGUGAGCCCAGGUGAUGAAAUCCUGGCACUACUACAGACAACCCCCAUUGAUCUGAAGGAAUUGGAGAGAGAAGCAGCUUGUCUUCCUGCAGAGGAUGAUGACAGCUGGCUGGAUAUGACACCAGGUGCUCUGGAUCAGAUGCUGAAGGAGACAAGAAAUGAGUCCCUUCCUUCCCCAAAUGAGGAGGAGCAAAACUAUGACUUAGAAACAGUUGCUGAGAGCAUGAAGGCUUUUGUGUCCAAAGUGUCCAUGCAGGAAGGAGCAGAAAUGCCAUGGUCAUCUGAUGAAUCUCAUGUUACCUUUGAUGUGGAUUCUUUUACCAAAGCCCUGGACAGAAUUUUAGGGGCAGACUCGGAGGAGCUGGAUUCUGAUGAUGUGGAUGAAGAGGAGGAGUUUGGUUUCUCAGCUGAGGAUGAUGAAGAGCUGGAUGCUGGGAAUGGAAGGCAGGAGCAGAAGGUGUCUCCUGAGGAGCUCGUGGGCAGUCUCAAGGCAUGCAUGGAGGAGAUGGACCGAUGGAAUUAAUUAGGGACGACAGGUGGUUUGUGGUUCCCUUUCAAUGGAUUUCUGUCCAAGUGUAUUCUGAAGUUGUUUAACUGGUUAAUUUUCCCUUACUGUCUGUGUUUCAACUGGGGGAAUCUCAAUUCACCUGCAAUGCUGAGGGGAUCAAUGGAAAGAAACCGUGCCUUGACCAUUAUUCCAGGGCUAUCAAUGGAUGGGAAAUCCCCAUUUUCUUGCUGAAAUAGAUCAGGGAACACCCUUUAUGAUGGGAUUCAAUCGGUUUGAAAUGAGAGAAAGCCUUCAAUUUUCAUCAUCUUUCAGUUUAAAAAGACAAGGAAUCUUUAUUGUACCUUAGUUUUUAGAGUUUAAAUUGGUAGAAAUCCCCACUGAUUCCAUCAUUUGAGGGAUUGAUAUUGUAGGACAAAAAAAGGACUGGUAAAAAAAGGUGGUACUGAAGGGCAAGAAAAAAGAAGUGGAAAAAAAGUUUGCAGAAAAGGGUGGGAAAUGAAAGUAGGAAAAAUAGGUGGCAAAAAAGGCAGAAUAAAAAAUGAGAGGGAAAAAAGUGGCAAAAAAGUGGGGAAAAAAGGCACCAUAAAAGGGGGGAGAAAGGACAGAAAAAAGCAGGGAAAAUAGCACAAAUAAUGGGGGAAAAAGGGGGAGCAGAAAAAGGGAGGAAGAGUUAAAAACGGAGAUGGCAUAAUGGUGAAAAAGUGGUGUUUCAGAAGCAGGAAAGUCUAGAAAGGUGAGUGUUGAAAGCGAAGGGAGACGACCCAUCUUGUUGAUCAGCAUCGACUCCGAUUUAUUGAUCAGUCAUCUUUUAUAAUAGUGUUAAUUAACUUCAUGCAUAUUGCAAAAUCCAAGUUCAUGAUAGGUUACAGAGAAAACUCUAACCCCUCCUUUGGUUUACAAUACCCGUGGUUGUUUAUUGAAACCAAAAUUAAUGUUCUUACUGUGAUAUGAAAAGUUCUCAAAACCUUCAUAUCUUUUCCCAGAGCAGCCAAGGACUGUUAUGAGAAGACUGUCUGAGAAUCCUGCUGUUUAUAGAAAACGUGCCUGAGAACCCACUUAUUUACAAAAUCAAGCCUGGGAACUGCUGCUUUACAGCUGCCUUUUACUUUCCCAUCAGCUGUAUACCUUCAUGGCCUCUUUCUUUAAGCCAUGCUCGAACCAGGUUCUCCACAGCAGGCCAACGCUGCCAGAUGGAAAUUGCCAAGGGCACGAGGCUGGGAAGUGAAGAGCAGAGCUGCUGUGAAGGGAAAGCUCAGUUCAUUCAGAGAGAUCACACAGGUGCCUUGAGCACUGUUACAGGUAGGAAGCAGAAAAUGAGAGAUUUCCAGUAAAACCUUUGUAGUUAGUGGGGAAAAGGAGUCGAGAUGCCCAAUGGCUGCAGGGAUGGUGAUCUAAAUUAGUUCUGAGCAGAUUUCCUUUUUUUUAUUUGGUGAGGGUUAUUAACCUUACCUGCAGCUUUAAGGCCAAAUAGUUUUGGAAUCUAUUCUAGUUUAAUCUAGCUGUCCUCCAUGCUGCAUACUCACAGCAGCCAUAUUUAACUAUCAUAUGAUGUGUGAAUUUGCUUGUGUCCCUAUCCCAAAUGUCAUCCUUCCUGGGUUUUCAGCUUCUUUUUAACAUGCUAGUAAAUCUUCUGCAUCCCUCUGCAGUAUUUCCAUGGGUAAACCCACUGAAGAGCACAAGCUAAAGGAUGCUGCCUCCAGCUGAGCACAGGGAGCAGUGGGAAAGGAUGUUAUAUCAGCUUUCCAUCUGCUGCUAGGAUGAAAAGAGAGCAAGAUUUUGAUUUAGGGAGCUGAAGGCUGGGGCAGAUCAGUUUGUUUAAGCCGUGCUUGAGACUGAACACAGGGAUUGUACCUGUGCAUUUACAGGUUAUUCUGACAACCUGUCUGCUGCAGCUGCCAGAGGUCAGCUGCUCGUGGUUCCCUCAAAAAGGUUUGCUGACAAAUGACUUUUACAAGGUCAGGUUGUCAGAGUGUUCCCUGGAGUGCUUAUGUCCUCUCAGGCCAAACAUCAGGCUCAGUGUGUGUCCACAGUGUCUUGGAGCUUGUUUAAAAGUAAAACAAUUUUUUCAUGUAAGAACUGUAAUACUGAAGUCAGACCUUGUGCCAUCCACAAUGAUGGAUAGCAAAGCGUGGCCUUUCCACACAGCAGCAGAGCAGCCCAGGUGAUGGGAGAGCAUGUGGUGAGUGAAUUUUCUACCCACACUGUUCCCAGAUAAGAUUUUUCUGAGUCAUGCCUUAAGUUUUAGCUUUUAUAUUUUUCAGAUUCUGUACUGCUUUGGUGUGUAGUUCUGAGCUUCGUAUCAAGUGUUAGUAAGCUUUCUUCACAGAGUAGGGAGACAAAACAAUUCCUUCUCUAGCUGAGGACCGAGGACAAUUGAUCCAAAUUUCGGGCCCAGGAGCAUAAACAAGGAUGAAUUGAAAAGAGAUAAACAAGCAGGAUGGGACUUCAUAACCUGAAGCUGUAAUUGCACAAUUAACUCCAAGAUGCAAAUGCAGCAGAACUUAUGAAAGUGACAGACUCCGUGACCGGGUGUCCAUUUUGUGCCCAUUUUGGUUCACCUUGGGUGGGCUCUUGUGCUGCCCAAGGUGGAUCCAUGGAGGAGAUUCUGUUAAUAAAUCCCUGCUUUAUUCUUUAGCUCUGUCUGACCUCUGUUCUAGCUCAGCCCUCUCAAGGCAUCAUGAGCAGUCAGAGAUCAAACAAGUUGUGUCAUGAGGUUUGCUUACUUCAAUCCUCUGCUGGCACCUGUUAGAGAUCAACAUGAGUUUUAUGCCCUGCUAUUUUUGGGAGGCAGGUGGAAUGUUGCUCUCAACCUGCUAGUCAAAAAGUUACAUCUGAUUGAUCAGAUGAGUGCUAUCAUUCCAUAUCCUGCUGACUGGCAAUACCUGUGAGCAGUUGGGCUGUAAUGCCCCAGCUGGCAGCUUUUCAGUGCUGGCUCUUGCUGUAAAUCCCUAAAAGCAGAGGAGUCUCAGUGAUUUAUACAAGCCAAGUGUUGCCAAAGAGGAUUCAGUUAAGGGAUGCAUUCUUGAGAGAAAUAUGUUGUUGCUCUGUGCCCUUCUGCCUGCCUGGUACCUUUUCCAUGGGAAAGCCCUGCUGUGUUUUGGUGAGGAAGCCUCUGUCAGGGAUUGCCUGUUCCUUUUUCUAGGUCACUUGCCUUUAUGGAGCAUGUCCUGUCUUGACUACAGUGAAUGUUCUUCAGGCUUCAGACAGAUUUCUGAGGCAAAUGCAAGUGAGGACAAUGUCCCUCACCUCAUUUUUCUGUCCUGCUCAGGGCUGGGUACUGCCUAUCAUCACUCCUGCUAGCUUAACAUCGUGAAUGGAGGCCACCAAUGUUGUUUCAUAACUAAGUCAAAAGGGUCUGCAGGGUCUGAGGAUUUUAUAAAACAGUUUAAAAUGUAAUGCUUUUCCAAAGAUGUGAUGUGAUUAUUAUCUUGUAGGUGUUCUAGCUCUACCAAAAAAUCCCCUAUUUGAGUAGAUUGAAAAGACUUUUUCUCUCACUGGCAGCUAAAAUACCAGGAAGGGUGUUUGUAGAUACCACCAUGGCCUGAAGGAAUCCCCUCCCAACCUCCUGAAGUAAAAGUAACCUAAGCAAACACA